Molecule: messenger RNA, 600 nt
Organism: Ilyonectria robusta
Lineage: Eukaryota; Fungi; Ascomycota; Sordariomycetes; Hypocreales; Nectriaceae
Exons: 1
Coding region: 180-515 (111 amino acids)
Source: RefSeq, a predicted model, not a curated record
AUCGGGGAAUCGGCUGCCCCGGACUUCGCGGGGAUUAUCCAGACGUGCAUCCAAUAGCUGGACGCUGCCGUACGGAGCAACACCCACGGCGAGCGCAAUGGAGGCGUCGUCUUACACUCGGCUGCAUACCGAGGCCAUCCACAACAUACAGCAGCAGCCAAACGCCGCCGUCACAUUCGAUGCGCCAGCCCGUGGCAUCGCUUCCAGCGGAUCCCGCAAAACGAAGCUUACCCCCAUCUCGAUUUCCUAUUUCCGAGUGCAGCAUCGCCCCGAUCACCAUUCAUCGCGUGUUCCCCCACUCCAAGACCCCCCCCCCUAAAAGCCUAGACGGACAAUCGUCAUCCGCCGCGUUGGGCAGCACUGCGUCACGACCAGUCGCCUGGUUCUGGCCCAUGGACGCGAGCCACGCAACCCUUCGGCCCUGCGUGCGAAGCUGCACCCCAGCCAGUCGUUGCGGCAGGGCGGUGCGUGAUGAGAGGCUGCAUCUUGCAGAGCCCUGCUACUGCGCGGCCUAAGCCGUCUUGAGAAGACCAACUUCAUUUUUGGGAUUGCGCAUUAGCAUCGGGCAUGUUAUCUCACAGCUGCACGCAUGCGUCACGA